Molecule: messenger RNA, 351 nt
Organism: Lontra canadensis (Northern American river otter)
Lineage: Eukaryota; Metazoa; Chordata; Mammalia; Carnivora; Mustelidae
Gene: GOLPH3
Product: golgi phosphoprotein 3
Exons: 1
Coding region: 10-351 (113 amino acids)
Biological process (GO): retrograde vesicle-mediated transport, Golgi to endoplasmic reticulum; Golgi vesicle budding; Golgi organization
Cellular component (GO): trans-Golgi network; cytosol; Golgi cisterna
Molecular function (GO): phosphatidylinositol-4-phosphate binding
Source: RefSeq, a predicted model, not a curated record
GGGAAGGGCAUGUUGACAACAGAGAAACAGAACUUCCUACUUUUUGACAUGACCACACAUCCCCUCACCAACAACAAUAUUAAGCAGCGCCUCAUCAAGAAGGUUCAGGAAGCUGUUCUUGACAAAUGGGUGAAUGACCCUCACCGCAUGGACAAGCGCUUGCUGGCCCUCAUUUACGUAGCACACGCCCUCCGACGUCCUGGAGAAUGCUUUUGCUGCCCUUUGGACAAGCAGUAUGAUUUAGCCACCAAGAGAGUGCGGCAGCUCCUAGACUUAGAUCCUGAAGUGGAAUGUCUGAAGGCCAACACCAGUGAGGUCCCGUGGGCAGUGGUGGCCACGUUCACCCAGUGA